AUUUGUCAAUAAUUCCUUGCAGACUGUCAGAAGAAGUAGACUGAGAAAUGGGUGAAAAGAACGGAGUUGAACACGCUAACGUCGUGAAACAAAUCGAGUAUUACUUCGGUGAUGUGAAUCUAGUGCGCGAUAAGUUCCUUCUAUCUGAAAUCGCAAAAAAUGAUGGCGGUUGGGUAGACGUGGCGGUGAUGAUGAAAUUCAAUCGGCUGUCAAAGUUAUGCGGCGGUGUUGAAGACUCUGUUUUGGACGCUGUAGAGGGGACGGGUGAAGAAGGACUGUUGGAAGUUGACCGUGAAAACCGAAGGUUACGUCGAAAAUUGUCUAAGCCUUUACCCGAAGACAAGCAGAAGUUUUUGAGCGAAGCCGCUUCUCGUUCAGUCUACCUCAAAGGGUUCGACAAAACUUUAGAACAGGAUGCUGUUGAGAAGUUGCUGGAAUCGCAUGGACCUUUCGAAAGCGUAUUUCUUCGUCGAUGGAAGGACACUGAAAGCAAGAUGCACUUCAAGGGUUCAGUAAUGGUCACCUUCCCAAGCUUAGAAGCAGCUGAGAAGUUCAUGGCACUUCCCGAGGUGAAAAUAAACGAGGAAGCUUUAGAAAAGAAAUGGAAGAACGACUGGAGCCUUGAGAAGGAGGAAGAACAUCGAGCUCGCAUCGAUCGGUUCAAACAAAGAAAACUCGAGAAGAAGAAGCCGUCGAAUGCCGCCUCAACGCCGCCGAAGAAGCGGAAAAUCGAGGAAUUCGGUGAGAAUGACGAACGUCCCGAAAAGAAGCAGAAGAAAGAAGGCGACGAGGAUGACGAAGAAAAGCAAGAAAAUGUUGAACCGAAGGAGGACAAUAUGGGAAUGUUGCCGGGGUCUGUGUUCAAGCUCGAUGGGAUUCCCUCGGAAGGAGUUCAUGUCCGGGACUUGAAAAGUGUCUUGGGCAAAGUUUUGAAAGAUGACAUCGCUUACAUUGCGUUCGAGUCCGGUGACACCAGUGCUGUUGUUCGCCUGAAGGGACAAGACUCCGCUUUGAAGGCAUUGGAGUCUAUCAAAGCGUCUGAAGAAAAGCUCGAAGUGAAGGACACUGAGUUAACUGCAUCCGCUAUGGAGAAGGAAGAAGAGGAAAAGUUCCUGACCGGCGAGCGUCUCAAGAAGAAAGAGUUGCAAUCUAAGAUUAAAAAUAGUAAGAAAGCCAUCGAGGACGAGGCAGAGGACGUGGACGUGGAGGCCGUGGUCGUCGGGGAGGACGCGGUCGACGUUGACGAAAUAAAGUUCCGACAACGGAUCGUUUCGAUCGUGAACUUUCAGAGUUUUUCGAAAUACCUUCGUCAAGUUGAAACGAUAAAAAUGCAAGGAAAAAUGAAAGUGAAAAAUAAGGGCCAAGUGCCGAACCUGAAGAAAGGAAAGACGCAGUUAAUCCAGAAGAAAAAGUUGCAGAAAGCCGCAAACCGAACGACUCUCACGAAAGUCUCGAAGGUGAAGACGCAGGGAGAGAAAGUUCGCGAAGCUUUGGCUAAAGAUAUUCAAGACAAAAUCCUAUCGGAUGUCGCUGCGGAAACCGUUGUUUUGGGAUACCAUGCGCUGGAGGAUUUGCGGAGUCAUACUGCCGAGAAAUUAUGGAAGAGCGUGACGACAGUCAGUAACCCGGGAAAGAAACGUGGACGAGGUCGAGGAAGAAAUAGAGUGUUGUCGAAGGACUUGAAUCGGGGUCAAAUGAUCGGCCAAGGAAAGGUGAAUGUCGUGUGGCCUGGUCUAAAUGCACCCAUUUUCCGGGGCCGGGAAUUGGUGAAACAAGAAACAUUACCCGAACAACCGGAUCGCGACGCCAAAUUGAUCGAGCUUCGAAACAAAAUGGGUGUGUUUCGCUCCAUUAAACUCCCACCGUUGGAACGUGGCUGGUCAGGAAACUGGCUUCCUGGACGACGAAUCGGUCCACCUGACCCAAUCGGCGAAGAGACGUUUGAAGGAUUCGACUCCGUUGUACUUGAGUGCAAGACUGUUUCCACGAUGACGGGGAAUUUGGGCAGGAAAUUUUCCUACAGCAUUUUUGUCGUCACUGGGAAUGGAGAUGGUCUUGGAGGAUUUGCGCUCGGCAGAGCUCCGAGUCUUCCUGCCGCUUUAAGAAAGGCCAAAAAUCGUGCGGGCCAAAAAUUGAUGAGGGUUGAGCGCCAUGAGAAUCAUACUGUUUUGCAUGAUUUCCAUGCGAACUUCGGGAAGAGCAGAAUCAACGUGCACAAAGCACCGAAAGGCUUCGGUUUAGUCUGUCAUCGAGCGAUCAAGUCGAUCUGUGAAGUCAUAGGCAUCAAAGAUUUGCACGCGAAAAAGGAAGCCUGUGCGAGAAAGACUGUGCAGAAUUUAACGAAGGCGUUUUUCCUGGGGUUGCUUCGACAGAAAAGCUAUCAAGAAAUGUCUGACGAAACUAAACUGUUGCUGGUGGAGAGAAACCCGGAUCGUUUGGGAUUCCCGCGUUUGCUGGCUGAACCCUCUGAGCCAAUUCCUGACGAAAAAAUUGGGCACGUGCCCGACUUUCAAUCGUAUUGCUUUGGCGGACGAGUGGAACAUGUCAAGAAGAAGGACUCGCAGUGGUACAAGAAACUACCUGGUUGGCAGACUCAUUUGAAACGCACUCAUCCGUUUAGAAACAUGCCUAAUGUGAGGAUUCGGAUGCUUGUGGACCACGGAGAAUUGCGAAGUCAUUUGACAGAUAAAUACCCCGAAUGCGUGUCACCGAACGUUGCCAAACGGAGACCGAAGCAAGAAAGUUGAUCAGUUUUUUUGUUUUCCGCCAGACAUGUUUGUGAAAAUUUCGUAGUGCUCCUGUGAUUUGAAUUCUUAUCAUAUUGGGAAAAUUCCCCGUUUUGUUCCCGGAGGAAGUCAACGGGGAACAUAACUGAGAAAUCUUGAAGAUCUUGUUGCGUCGAAUUAAAGUUUCGAAUGCGAGUCCGGGACUAGGACUAUAGCGUUGA
Molecule: messenger RNA, 2947 nt
Organism: Notodromas monacha
Lineage: Eukaryota; Metazoa; Arthropoda; Ostracoda; Podocopida; Cyprididae
Source: the annotation of a GenBank genome assembly